GUGGCCCAACCAAACCCACUGGUCUUCUCAGUCGGACGAGCUCUCUACUGGUCUGCCGCUAAUGGCGGAACUUGCUCGAACACCAUUUCCACUUCCACUUCUCCUUCUCCUACUCCUCGUUCAUUCCUCGCUCUCUGAAAUCAUUUUCGAAGAACGUUUUGAAGAUGGUUGGCAAAGCAGGUGGGUUAAAUCAGAUUGGAAAAAAAGUGAAGGGAAAGCAGGGUCAUUCAAGCAUACAGCCGGAAAAUGGUCUGGAGACCCAGAUGACAAGGGUAUCCAAACAUCAUCGGAUGCCAAGCACUAUGCCAUAUCAGCAAAAAUCCCGGAGUUCAGCAAUAAAGAUAGAACAUUGGUUCUCCAGUAUUCUAUAAAGAUUGAGCAGGACAUUGAAUGCGGAGGUGGCUACAUUAAACUCCUUUCUGGAUUAGUAACUCAAAAGAAGUUUGGAGGCGACACUCCUUAUAGUGUAAUGUUUGGACCAGAUCUAUGUGGCACGCAAACAAAGAAGCUACAUGUGAUACUCUCUUACCAGGGCCAGAAUUACCCCAUCAAGAAAGAUCUGGAGUGUGAGACGGAUAAGUUAACCCAUUUUUACACGUUAAUUCUUAGACCUGAUGCAACUUAUAGCAUCUUGAUUGACAAUAGAGAGAGAGAUUCUGGAAGCAUGUAUACUGACUGGGAUAUCCUUCCUCCUCGGAAAAUUAAGGAUGUCAAUGCAAAAAAGCCUGCAGACUGGGAUGAUAGAGAAUAUAUUGACGAGCCUAAUGAUGGCAAACCUGCGGGAUACGAUUCAAUCCCAGCAGAAAUUCCUGACCCAAAAGCUAAGAAGCCUGAUAAUUGGGAUGAAGAUGAGGAUGGGAUAUGGAAAGCACCGAAGGUUCCAAAUCCAGCUUAUAAGGGACCUUGGAAGCGCAAGAAAAUAAAGAAUCCCAACUAUAAGGGGAAGUGGAAGAUUCCUUGGAUUGACAACCCAGAAUUUGAAGAUGACCCAGAUCUUUAUGUUAUGAAACCUAUCAAAUACGUUGGCAUUGAAGUUUGGCAGGUAAAGGCUGGUUCAGUUUACGACAACAUUUUAAUAACUGAUGAUCCAGCAUAUGCAAAACAAGUUGUGGAGGAAGUGUUUUCAAACAGAGAGAGUGAGAAGGAGGCCUUUGAAGAAGCUGAAAAAGUGAGAAAAGCACGGGAAGAAGAGGAAGCUCAAAGAGCAAGAGAGGAAGGUGAGAGGAGGAGAAAGGAGAGGGGUUAUGAUCGAAGGUACAGAGAUCGGGAGCGUUACAAAGACAGAUAUAGAAGGCAUGAUCGUCGUGACUACAUGGAUGAUUAUCAUGAUGAACUCUGAUGGACUGUUUUGCUUCUAUGUUCCGCUCCACCAAACGAUGUGCUUAACCAGAAUCAACUGGUUUAGAAUAGCAUGUUCUGAAGAAAUUUCAUUUUUGUAGCUGUACUGUUGUAAUAUUUAUCACCACCUUUAUGUGGGGAUUCUGAAGAAACUGUAAUGUAUUUCAUGUCUGGACAUUUGUGCAACUGUGAGCAGGAGUCAAGUUGUUAUAGUAUGACUUCAAAACUAGUUUUGGGGUUUUCUCUUUUUGGUAAUAUGACUUUGACCCGAAAA
Molecule: messenger RNA, 1612 nt
Organism: Rhododendron vialii
Lineage: Eukaryota; Viridiplantae; Streptophyta; Magnoliopsida; Ericales; Ericaceae
Product: calreticulin-3-like
Exons: 14
Coding region: 62-1339 (425 amino acids)
Biological process (GO): protein folding
Cellular component (GO): endoplasmic reticulum; endoplasmic reticulum membrane
Molecular function (GO): calcium ion binding
Source: RefSeq, a predicted model, not a curated record